AUGAGGGGCCCAUGUGCUAGGAGUGCUGUCAAGACCCCUAUGUAUUCUAUAAGGCUUCCUGGAAGAGAAUCUCGUGUUAAUGAACCUUUUGCAAAAGACAUGAAAACGAUCAUUAAUGACAUUACUAGUGUUUUGCUUCACGACUUGCAAGAGAAACCUUUUGCAUUUUUUGGUCACAGUUUUGGAUCAUAUGUUAGUUUUGCGGUUGCAGUACACUUGAAAGAAAAAUAUGGACUACAACCAGUGCAUCUUUUUAUAUCAAGCGCAGGUGCUCCACAUGCAACAUUUUGUUACCCUCUCCACACAGUAAAAGACAAAGACGAAGACGAAAUUAUCAAAAAGAUACAGUCUCUUGGAGAUACACUUCCUGAGUUUCUGCAGAACAAAAAUGUUAUGAAACAAUAUAUUCCUGCAUUAAGAGCAGAUCUUGCAGUUGUUCAGUCCUUUCUCUUUGAGGAACUGGUAAUAGAUGGUCUCUCUUGUGGCCUUACAUGCUUUGGUGGGUCUGAAGAUUGGCCAUUGGAUUUAGAAGCAUGGAAGGAUGUAACAAGUGGAGAUACCACUAUUCACAAGCUUCCUGGAGGACACUUUUAUCUGCUGGACCCUGCUAAUGAAAUGUUCAUGGCAGACCACAUGACAAAAUGUAUAGAAACUGCUGAUCUCUGA
Molecule: messenger RNA, 666 nt
Organism: Caretta caretta (loggerhead turtle)
Lineage: Eukaryota; Metazoa; Chordata; Testudines; Cheloniidae
Source: RefSeq, a predicted model, not a curated record